AUGCCCGCAUCACUCCAGGCGAAAGUUGCCUUUGUCACCGGAGCCAAUGGAAUUACCGGCUUCUCAAUCAUCGAGCAUCUUGUACGGCAGCCAAAGGAGGAAUGGAGCAAAAUCGUCAUCACCUCGAGACGCCCCCUUCCCAAUGCCUGGGUUGAUCCUCGCGUUGAGUUUGUGCCAAUUGACUUCCUUGAGCCUGCUGAAGCCAUUGGAUCGAAGCUGAAGGAUAUUUGCGCCGACGUCACCCAUGCCUUCUUCACCUCGUACGUUCACGACGAUGAUUUCAAGGUCUUGAAGGAGAAGAAUAUACCGCUCUUCCGCAACUUCCUAGACGCGAUCGAUGCGGUGUGCCCCAAGCUGCAGCGUGUGUGCCUCCAGACUGGCGGCAAGUACUAUGGUGUCCACCUUGGACCUGUCAAGGUUCCCUUGGAAGAGUCUUUCCCCCGCUACGAUGACAAGGGCUUCAACUUCUACUACGCGCAAGAGGAUUAUCUGCGUGAAGUUCAACAGCGCCGCAACCAAUGGUCCUGGAACGUUAUUCGGCCCAAUGCCAUUAACGGCUAUGCUCCUCAUGCGAAUGGGAUGUCUGAAGUUCUGACAAUCAUCAUCUACAUGCUCAUAUGCCAUGAGCUUAAGCAGCCAGCCCACUUCCCUGGCAACGAGUACUUUUGGAACGCCAUUGACGACUGUUCCUACGCCCCAAGCUUGGCUGACCUCUCCGUCUGGGCCGCGACCGCCGAAAACACCAAAGAUGAAGCUUUUAACCAUGUGAAUGGCGAUGUUUUUGUCUGGAAGCACAUGUGGCAGGAUUUGGCUGCUUACUUUGGUCUUGAAGUGCCCGAACCGGAGUUCAAGAAGGCUGCUGGUCAAGCUAGCACGCUUGCUAAUGAAAUCGACAUGGUAGAGUGGGCCAAGGAUAAGAAACCUGUCUGGGAAAGGGUUGUUGCCAAGUACGGAGGCAAAGUUGAGACUUUUGAUUGGGGAACCUGGGGCUUCUUCAACUGGGCGACGGGAAAGAGCUGGUUGACUAUCUCGUCAAUGAACAAGGCGAGGAAAUUCGGGUGGCAUCGUACUGACAACACUUUUGAUGCCUGGAUUGAGACUUAUCGAUCUUUUGAGAACGCCGGGGUCUUGCCUUCUAGGCGGGCUCUGAUGGGAAACUAA
Molecule: messenger RNA, 1161 nt
Organism: Aspergillus terreus NIH2624
Lineage: Eukaryota; Fungi; Ascomycota; Eurotiomycetes; Eurotiales; Aspergillaceae
Product: SDR family oxidoreductase
Exons: 4
Coding region: 1-1161 (386 amino acids)
Source: RefSeq, a predicted model, not a curated record